Messenger RNA from Topomyia yanbarensis, 3268 nucleotides. RefSeq names its product zinc finger protein Elbow (gene elB). NCBI's taxonomy places the organism in Eukaryota, Metazoa, Arthropoda, Insecta, Diptera, Culicidae. The transcript is spliced from 2 exons. The record is from RefSeq and is a predicted model, not a curated record. Gene Ontology annotation, biological process: negative regulation of DNA-templated transcription. Bases 1704 to 3095 code for a protein of 463 amino acids. Gene Ontology annotation, cellular component: nucleus.
GCUACAGCAAUAGCAGUAAAUGUCUGCCCAUCGAUCGGAGAAGGGGUCGUUUUUGGGUGGCUCCAGACUGUUUGUGCCCCAUACCCCACCCAAACGCCUGCUGCGAUGGAGCAGUUUACAGUGCGCGUCAGUAUCGGUAUUUCAUGAGAGCGUGAGCAUAACGAGGAGGUACCCCUCAAAAACGAAUGUGUUUGUAAACGCUUCAUUUGAGUGAGAAAUCUUUCCUUCUCUUGCUCGCACACACACAACAGAAGCAGCUGCGAAGAUCACGAGGUUUUCCACGAACAGCCACCGGAGAGUGAGAGGAAAAACUAGUAGUCGAAUGUUUUUGUUAGUCGCUGUCAGUUAUUGUGAUCGUUUAGAGAAGCACAAAUGUUAUUAAUCACUUUUGCAUGAAGUCUGCCACACCGGUCGUCGUGGUACGCUUUAGCUUAAUACGCUGAACCCGUUCCGUCCGUCGAGUUGAGUUUCGUUGGCUGGUCGCGAGUUCAAACGUCUGCGCCGCUAACAUUCGCCCUAUCUCUGUCAUGCUUGCGGCAGAUCCGAGCGAUUGUCGCGCCACCGCGCGCGAUGGAUGAUGUGAAAUGAGCACAUGCGAUGGGAUAAUGUAAUCCUUGGUGAUAGCACAAUAGACAAUACGACCGUAAUGAUUGUCUUUUGAAUUCCUGUGCACAGUUGAGUGUGUAUGUGAUAGGUUGUUGAAUUUAUGAUCACACGUCACCCUUUUAUGGGAGCAAUUGGUACUGAUUUGAGUUGAUAGUUUUUAUUGUCAUCCACGAAUGGCAGCUAAUCGCUGAGUUUGUACCACUGAAUGCACUGUAGUCACCAGUCAAUACAUAACCGAUCACGGUAACGAGAAUAGUUAUGAAUAAGUCCAGUGAAAACCAUUAACCUUCGUUAUCGUGCUGCAAAAAAACACAGAAAAUAUGGCAGCAGCAAUUGUUCGGUGGAAAUAAAAAGUAGACAAAAAUGGAUUAAUUUACAUAACUUCAACUAAAUGUGGAUUUAUUGCAUCUAAAUGGAUAUAAAUCUAGCUCAGGGGAUUAUAAUUUAGUGAUUUAUGUUGUUUUUAUUCCAUGUUUUGCUUUGUUUUCGUCGACCCCACUCUCGUUCUCGCUGGAUACCGACCUGAAUACAAUGAGAAAAAAAAAACGGAUUCCAGUGGAAAAUAUUACCCUCUGCAGUGUGAAUAAAAUUAUGGCCGUGAUUACUGCUGUGGAUAAAUUUAUGUAUUUUUCCUCGGGCCAGAGCGCGCAGUGAUUUUAUUUACGUGCUACAUAUCAUAGUGCUGUGUGAAAAUAUUGGGUCGUCACUUCGCCGGUGCCUCGUCAACAACGCUAUGCGCAAUUGUGUACAUCAUGAAAUACGGAGCAAUAAAAGUGAAGUGAAAGCAAAAGUGACAAAUAAACAACGCAACCCGGAGGAAGUUGGAUUUAUAGCUUCAUGAUUAAUGGAACUUACUACAACCAUGUGGUGUAGUGUUUACACUCAUGUCCCCUGAUAAGCGAAUUAGAUUUAAUUAUAAAUUCCCAAAAGCCGUUGGAAAACAAGUGUCAUUACAAAAUAAGCAAGCAGACAACAGUAAGAAGCAUCCGGAAAGUAAACCAGUUCUUCACUAGACGGUUGCGUUGCGGGUUGGGGAUUAAUCGAGAAAUAAUACACUGCAAAAAUUACACCGCUUAGAAUCACACCCAAACGAAACAAUGUUGACGUCCAGCAAUCAGUACAUACGGCCGGAAUAUCUAUCACCUUUACCGAACACGUUCGACUCCAAAACCAGUCCUUUGGCCUUGUUAGCACAGACAUGCAGCGCCAUCGGUUCCGAUUCGCCAAACCCAAAGUUGCUGGCCAACAUCGAGAAAAGUACAAAAAAUAGCCGUGACAAGCUUUCACCCGGUACAUUAUCAAACUGUUCUUCGAGCGACACGCCAAAAUCCAGCUUCAAACCAUACGAAUCAUCAAAUCAUGAUCAGACUAAAUCUCCCGAUGACGGUCGACAGAUGGGCUCGCGAAACAAAUCACCCAAACAGCCUAGCACAUUCCAUCAGCAGCCAGCAAAUGGCCGUUGCGAAUCAAACCAAAGUGCUACUUCAUCUCGAGCUUCUCCGUCGAGUAAUAAUCGUAAAACUCCCGGUUAUCUGCAAUCGAAUGAAGAACGUGUGAAUAGUCCAAACUGUGCCUCAUCCAAAGAUUCGCCGACCAACAACGAAGAACGGCUGAUUGGAUCAACUGAUCCUGUGACUUCAAAAGCAACUUCAGAGGCACCCUCUAGAUAUUUCAAUAGCAGCAGUAGCGAAUCCAUAGCGAAAAUGACCACAUCAGCUCCUUCACUAGUAUCAGUGGGUCCAUCAUAUUAUUCCGCUUAUGGAAGUUAUCCAAUGGAUCUUAUGACUGCUAGUGCUCUCAUGACUCCACACCACCAAAUGAUGAAAGCAGCCGCCAUGAAUCCUUACUUCAACUACGCCAAAAUGAAAGCUUCAGAGUCGAUGAUGCCGGUAUGCCGAGACCCAUACUGUACUGGUUGUGCCUUAAGCUCUCACAUGCUGGGAAAGCUUGGGACGUCUAGCUGUCCAGCAGGAUGCACUCAAUGUGACCACGCAGGAAGUAAAAACUAUUCUCCUGUAGCUGCUGCAGCUUCUCUAGCUGCCAGUCAAUCAUCUGCUGCCAUGUACGCUCAUGCUCAACUUGCUGCACUUGCGGCAGCCUCCCAGCUGCCUUACGUGUGUAAUUGGAUUGGAAGUGACUCGUCCUACUGCGGUAAACGAUUCGCUGCCUCUGAAGAGCUAUUCCAACAUCUUCGGACGCAGCAUGCAGCGGCAGCCUCAAUGUCAGAAGCGCUACUAAAUCCAGCCACAGCGGCUGCUGCAGCAGCUGGAUUACCUCCGACACACCCACUGUUCCAAAGAUCCUACUCAACACCUCCGCUAAGUCCACUGUCCACAGCACGUUAUCAUCCGUAUGGAAAACCUUUCUCCCUCUCUCCUGCCUCAUUAGCCGGACUCCCAAUGCCACCACAUCCGUCGCUAGCGCAGUAUUUUCAUCCAUAUUCAUUUUAUGGGGCACGGUUAAACGGGUCAAACAAUAUGCACCCAUGAGUUCUGCCACUCUCGUCUCUAAGCAUGGUUGUUCUAAGUUUGUACAUAGUAGAGCGUUUUGUCUAAGAUGUUAUCUGUAACUUUUAAUGUAACAAAACACAUAAAAAGAAACUUUGUCUAAACUCUAGGUACUCUAUUGCAAUAUUUCAAAGAGAAACGAAAUAAAAUUAUUU